AUAUUUUUUUCACAAAACCCUUUUCUUGUUUUACGCACAGCUCUGAUAUAAGAUUGAAUCCACAACUCGUUGCUUCCUUCAUCUUCAUCUUCUUCUGCGAAGCGAAAUCAUUUUCCGUCAUGGCAGCUCUUCAAUACUUGGAAUCUCUGAAAAAUUCUCACCCAGAGCUCAAUGAAUGGUACGAUUCCCUAUCAGAUCUGUAUCAGAAAAAGCUAUGGCAUCAGCUCACCCUCAAGCUCGAGCAGUUCAUCGCUCUCUCCGUCUUUCAGGCUGGCGAUGCUUUGAUACAGUUCUACCACAACUUCAUCACUGACUUUGAGACGAAGAUCAAUCUCCUCAAGCUUGCGCAUUUCGCGGUGGUGGUCUCCCGUCAGUACGCUGAGAAAGAAGCUGCGGUUAGCUAUCUUGAAGGAGUUAUCGAGAAGCUUAAAGCUACCAAGGAGCCUCGGAUCACUGAACCGAUCGUUUACAUUGAGACCCAAAAGGCUUUGUUCAAGCUUGAGCAAGGUGAUCAGAAGGAGUGCAAGAAGAUCUUGGACGAUGCGAAGACCUUUCUUGAUAGCAUGACUGACAUUGACCCUUCGGUGCACGCUAACUUCUACUGGGUGUCUUCUCAGUACCAUAAGUUUCGUCAGGAGUUUUCGGAUUUCUACAAAAGUGCUCUGCUUUAUCUUGCGUAUACGUCUGUGGAGGCGCUCUCAGACUCGUUUAAGCUGGAUUUGGCUUUUGAUUUUUCACUUUCAGCUCUACUUGGAGAAAACAUAUACAACUUUGGGGAACUCUUGGCCCAUCCCAUUUUGAAAAGUCUCCUUGGAACAAAUGUGGAAUGGCUUUACCACAUUCUCCAGGCGUUCAACCAUGGUGACUUAGUUCAGUAUCAAGAACUGUGCCGCGUUCACCAUGCAUCCUUGAUUGCCCAGCCAGCAUUGGUUGAGAAUGAGAAGAAACUUUUGGAGAAGAUCAACAUUCUCUGCCUGAUCGAGAUCAUCUUCAGCCGACCUGCUGAAGAUAGGACCAUUCCUUUGACUGUCAUUGCUGAGCGUACUAAACUUUCCAUUGAAGAUGUUGAGCACCUUCUCAUGAAGAGUCUUUCUGUGCAUCUGAUUGAGGGGAUUAUAGAUCAAGUGAAUGGAACAGUUUACAUCUCAUGGGCGCAACCGAGAGUGUUGGGGAUUCCACAGAUCAAGUCUUUGAGGGAUCAAUUAGACAGUUGGGUCGACAAAGUCCACACUACUUUGCUAUCUGUUGAAGCUGAGACACCAGAUCUUGUUGCGGCAUAAGAAAAACCUACCUACCUUUUUUUUCCUUUUAGAGCUGCUGAUUUUAACUCUAUUUCUGGGAUAAGAUGCAAGAAUAUUGGCUAUAGUGUUUGAAGAUCUGGGCUAUUUCUGGGUCUUCUUACGUUAUAAUUGCUUUGGAUUAUUGUUCCAUUUUCAAGAUUCUCCUUUUUUUAACC
Molecule: messenger RNA, 1456 nt
Organism: Brassica napus (rape)
Lineage: Eukaryota; Viridiplantae; Streptophyta; Magnoliopsida; Brassicales; Brassicaceae
Product: 26S proteasome non-ATPase regulatory subunit 13 homolog A
Exons: 6
Coding region: 120-1280 (386 amino acids)
Biological process (GO): ubiquitin-dependent protein catabolic process
Cellular component (GO): nucleus; cytosol; proteasome regulatory particle, lid subcomplex
Molecular function (GO): structural molecule activity
Source: RefSeq, a predicted model, not a curated record